Strongyloides ratti is the source of this 1374-nucleotide messenger RNA. Its product is annotated as Collagen triple helix repeat-containing protein. The transcript is spliced from 2 exons. Gene Ontology annotation, molecular function: structural constituent of collagen and cuticulin-based cuticle. The record is from RefSeq and is a predicted model, not a curated record. Bases 1 to 1374 code for a protein of 457 amino acids. Gene Ontology annotation, cellular component: cuticular extracellular matrix. NCBI's taxonomy places the organism in Eukaryota, Metazoa, Nematoda, Chromadorea, Rhabditida, Strongyloididae.
AUGGUUGAAUUUGAAAAUAUUGCUUCUAUUGUUAAGGAAAAAGGAAAUAAUGUAUGGAAUGAUGUGACAAAAAUUAAAAAAAAUUUAGGUAUAGUAAGAAGUAUUGAUAAAAGAGAUGCAUAUUAUGGAGAGAUUGAAAAUUCUGAGGAUAAUAAUUAUAGUAAUACAUAUGAUAAAGCUCCAACAUAUGGAUAUGGUAUUAUGUUAUUAAAGUGUUGUUGUUCUUCACCUGAAUUAAUGAAAUAUCAGAAAGAUUAUGUAAUUAAUUAUAAAUGCCCAGUCGGUAUGAAAGGUGUUAAAGGAGAACGUGGUGAUAGAGGUAUUGAUGGUUUACCAGGUGUUCCUGGUAUUGAUGGUAUUAGUUAUCCUGUUACUGUUGUUAAUUCACAAAGAUUUUAUAUACCAAAAACUGAUUUUGGUUAUGGUAUUGAAAGUUCAUUUAAUGGUGUAUUAAGAGAAGCAAUUUAUGAAGAAGUAUGUACAAAUUGUCCACAAGGUCCUCCUGGACUUCCUGGACCAAAAGGACCACCAGGUGUUAGAGGACCAAGAGGACAAGCUGGUAUACCAGGUAGACAUGGUAAACAUGGUAAAGCAGGUAAACCAGGUUUAUCAGGAGAUAGAGGUGAACCAGGUAUAAUAGGUCCAAAAGGUAUGUGUGGUGUUAGAGGUUUAGAUGGAUAUAAAAAAACAAUUGGUAGACCAGGUGCAAAAGGACAAAUUGGAGCUUCUGGUAUUCCUGGUAUACGUGGUGCACAGGGACAAACCGGUACUUCAGGUGACAAUGGUUCUAGAGGACCACCAGGUAAUAGAGGAAUAAAAGGACAAUGUGGUGCUAAUGGAGUACCAGGACAACAAGGACCACCAGGAAUUCCAGGAAAAGAUGGAAUGUAUUGUAAAUGUCCAAAAAGAACUGGAGAAAAAGAAUCUUUAGUCAUUUCUAGUUAUCAUGAUUCAAUGUCAAGAACAACAGAAAAAUAUGAUUCAGAAACAUUUGAAACAACUAGACCAUAUAAUGAGUAUAAUAAUAAAAAUAAUGAACCAAGUAAUUAUGUUUUUGAAGAUAAAUUAACAAAUCAAGUAUAUCAUCCACCUUCUAUAAAUCCAUUAAAUAUUCAACCAAGAACAGUUUAUAGUCAAAGACUUGAAGUUUCUGCAUCACCAAAUAAUUAUAAUCAAGAAUACCAUAGAAAUGAAGGUUUUUUUCAACAAAAUGAUAAUAGAAAUUUAAUUUCUAGUGGUUAUACAAGACCAAGAACAGAAUAUGUACAAGAUAUAACAUUACCACAAACAUAUAUUUCUAAUGUUCACAAAAAUUUUAUGAGAAGAAAUGUUAAUAAGCAACGUUUAAAAAUGAAAAGAUUUGUUGGUCAUUAA